Messenger RNA from Pecten maximus, 5660 nucleotides. RefSeq names its product proteoglycan 4-like. The transcript is spliced from 7 exons. NCBI's taxonomy places the organism in Eukaryota, Metazoa, Mollusca, Bivalvia, Pectinida, Pectinidae. The coding region runs from base 312 to 4604 and encodes 1430 amino acids. The record is from RefSeq and is a predicted model, not a curated record.
UGCUCUUCUUGCCCCGUUGCUGUUAACUGACAGAGAGUCGGCGUGUCAUUGACGACCCUGGGUGUUGAAAUGUGCACCCAAAUGACCUGUGCAACACACAAACGAUUUAUUCUAAUGACAGAUAAUUAGAGAUACUAAUUAAUUGGGUAUCAUUAAUUUUGGGAUAUUUAUAGAUGAUGUUUACCUCUACAAACUUUCGAAGAAAUGAUUCUCUGUCCCAGCAAUCAACAUUUGAAUUACUACAAGAUUUAAUCAACAAACAUUGUUUGGGAGACUCUUCUGACGAUUGCUGAUACCAGGAUACCGUUAUCAUGAAUAUUUGGACAAUUACUGUAACUUUGUUAUUACACAUCACUCCCUGCUACUUUCAACAAAAUUCGGCAUGGUGGAGUGGCCAGGCAUCGCCCUCGGCUAGCCAAAACAGCCGCUCAGGGACGUCAGGUAAUAACCCGGGCGGUCAAGCUGUAAAUCCGGCAUGGAACCAAGCUCCAAAGUCCUGGCCAAACACUGAACCAUCGGGUUGGUCAGCAUCAAAUAAACGGCACGUGACUACCAAACCCAGAAAUACUAACGUCCCUAAAAGACGAAGAAACCCUACUUCUGGACAAGGACGUCCAGCUGGAAACAAUGGUAAUCGUAAUCAUAAUUGGAAACCAAGCGUUUUCCCAUAUUCAAACGCGAAAAAGCCUCCCGCGCCACCACAAUGGUCUGUAAAAUCGGGCUCAUCGACAUGGAGAGCUCCGGGAAUGAACUCACCUCCAAAACGUAAAACGACGAAUGCUUGGGGCCGAAACAGAACACCAAAUGUAAACAAAGGCCAAAAACCCUACGAUUUAGUAAAAGGUUGGACGUCCACUGGAGCACAAACAUUGUGGACAGAUCAGGGUAACAACAAAAACGCUCCACCAACAACAACACAGCCGAAGAGACCAGAACGGCACCAAUUGCCAUCAUGGAUGCAAAAACGUCCUGCAAACAAUCGACAAAAUACAGGCAAAGUUUACCAUUCAAACGGCCCUAGAGGACCAUCUUAUCAACGUCCCAGUCCAGGAUAUACGCCUAAACCAUACCAACAGACUGGAUACACACCUAAGCCUUUCCCACGGGCUGGAUAUACUCCUAAGCCGUACCCAUAUCCUGAGCAUACCCCUAAGUCGCAUAUUCGUAAACCUGGAAAUCAGGAGAUACGACCGCCGCGUAACCCUACAAAUUACCGUCCGUCCGUACGGAAACCUAAAUACCACAGAGAACUUCCGAAAGGUACACGGGCUCAAUCAAAUCGUAGGCAUGAAGAAAGACCUCGAUUUACAGUUCCCCCGAGAUCACGGUUCGAUACUCUGAAUCCUUUGCCACGCGACCCAGUGACAGAUAACCAUCGACCGACCAGACCCAGAGCACGCACACCUGCCUGGUCGGAGCCACCAUCUCCUCCAAUGCCUGCUCGCGCUGGACGCUUUGAAGCAAGUCCGGGUCAAAGUUUCCAUCGCACAGAACAAAAACGCGUUGACUUCAAUCACAAUGAUCCACCAAAGAGGGAAACAGCCCCGAAAAGAGAACCUAGACGUAGAAAAGUAAAUUCUCGACAUGAGGUUCGACAGAGCAAUACCGUUCAACCCCAGGAAUCUAGGCGAGUACAAUCCAAUUCGAGAAUUGAAUCUACACCUAAAGAUUCUUUUAAAGGCAAGGAAGCUAGUCGCAACAAUGCUGUUUUCCCUAAAGAACAACCAGUAUAUACUGAUCCUGUGUUACCAUCUCGUAAUCGUGUCGAUACACAAAACGAACCAAUACCAUCUAUAGAACCCAACCGUAUCACUAACACCCCGAAAAUGAAUUCAGACCACCACACUAGUAUGCCACACGCAUCCUCACAUAAAGACCCAAUACCCAGCGAUACAUUUUCUCACGCAGAUACUAAAGGAAGCAACACAAUAACAAAGACUGAAACUAAUCAGGUUAGUGAAGUAACGAAUACUGAACCAACUCACAGCACUGUACCUGUACCAACAGAAUCUAUUCGGAUUGAUUCUAACACUAAAGAAAAACCAAAAAGCAAAAGAGGGAAAACAAGAAGGAAAGAAAAGCCAAAACCAACUUUACAGACUAAAGUAGAAACAUCACAGACCACCAUGGAACCAGGGCAUGUUAAUGAUCUUUCAGACAAAACUAAUACUCCAGUUCCUCAAGAAUCUGUUCAGCUAGCAGUUGAGGUCAAGCCGAUAAAACCUACAAAAGCUGUAGAACAGCAGUAUCAGAGAGAUCCUAUUACAGAGAAAAUUAUAGCUGAACUAAAAAGGAAACUCAAAAUCCUGUCUGCGCCAAAAUCUGAAAUAGACAAAUCUGCUGGAAAUGAUAGUGUGUCUGUUUUGGAGGUACUGCAGCAAACACAGUUAGCAUCUGCUGACACACCACCAUCCGUGUUACCCAAAACACAGGACAAAUCGAACUCUCGGCCAAGCGAUUUACAUCACUCAUCGGCUGGUUCACCACACAACACACAACGUAAAGAAAAAACAGUUCACCAGGAUAACGGACCAAAUCAGGACAUCACUGAAAUACGACAUUCCAGUACAGACAGACACCAUUCAGAGUUCACACGUAAUACCGAUAUUCAUCAUGAAGAGAUAGCAGAGCCGAGACGAACGAAAUCACGAAUUCCUGGUACCUUAGACGCUUCGUUACCACAUUCAAACUCUCAUCCAAACGAACGAAUCGAUGCACAUACAGCAGACCAUCAUGCUAAUGUAGAACCAAUUAAAGCAGACAUUCAUGAAAUAGCUUAUUAUGAAGGUGUGACAGAGGUUCGACCAAAGUCAACUUCGCAUCCAGAUGCCGUAAGACACGAUCCGCGUACAGCACGUCGAGAGGGCCGGCAUCACAGGCGCAGAGGAAAUUCAAAAAGGCGUAGAGUUUUGUCAAAUGAACACACUGUUGAACCAACAAUAGAGUUUGUUGGGGAUCCGUAUGUAGACACUCAUAAAUCAACACGUACAGGUAGAAAAGGACCCCUUCCCGAUCCGAGACCGGCACAAAUUCCUCCUCGGAAAAAUAGAAAACGGACAGAUGAUACCGGAGAACUAAUAUCUGUGUACAAUAGUAAGACAGAUACUUUUAUUGAGCCUCCACCCAACUUCACACCUCGUCCAAAGAGUGAGGCAGAUAUAUGGGGCAAGAGUCAACCAACUCAACCAGCCCGACCUGGUCCAUCGGCGCACGAGCUGCCAGCGGAUCACUGGGGACCAAACUCCCACGCACCAGAUCCACACAUGGGCCCUCCGAGUCCUUAUAUGCCCGCUCCAGACCCCUAUGCUUCUCCAUCUGAUCCGCAUGCACAGCCACAACCUGCCUAUCAUGAUGACGGUUGGCCAGGGCAUCAACCAGGAUACCAACCUAGAACCGCAGAUGCAUAUAGAAAUCAACACGCUUCAGUCAAUAAUGAUGCACAUAUGGCAGGCCAACCAGGCUAUCCCCCCGAACCAUAUCACGGUCACCCGCCAGAACCCCGUCCGUAUGAAUACCAAGGAGGCCCACAAGCACCAUACCCACCAGACACUUAUCAACCACCCGGUCCACCAGAACCAUAUCAUCCAGCCGGCCCUCAAAACCCAUACCCUGCAGUUAGCCAACCAGGGGCAUAUUAUCCAGAUCCACACCAGCCACCCCCAUAUCCGGAUGUGCCCCCAGCUGGCCCCUACGGUCCUCCUCCAACUGUAAAUUCCGGACAGAUAUAUCAUACUCCUGCCACCAUUCCUACCACCACUGAUGACGAUCCACCGGUGCCGACGAUAAGAAACUCGUGGUUCCCCACACCACAACCACCAGCCGCUCAGCAUCCCCCGACUUACCAUACAACACCGUCACCUUUGACCAAUUUCAACCCUUACCCUGGACCACCUUAUGCUCCACCUCCACCAGAAACGAGACCUCCGCCGUUCUAUGAUGCCCCACAGUUUGACCAGUAUACGAUCAGAUAUCCGGACGGAUCAGCCUCCAAAGAGGAGUACACUGAAGUGACUAGCGCUGUACAGAGGAUAGUCAACUACGUAUAUGAUAAUGCAAUGAGGGUCUAUAAGAUCGCCGACUACUUCGUUAUGGACAGAAAUACUGACAGCUUCGCAAUACGUAUAGCCAAAGACAUGUGUUACGUCGGCACUCUGGACUCGGCGAUACUAGAUUCCUUUACGGAAUACACAUUGAAAACUCGGAAUGCGACGGAACCCGUAAUCUACAGCAACGAGCGGUUGUUCUUCUUCAAGGAAAUAGAACAAGUGUUCGUUAAUGACGUCAACGCCACGCGGGGCGGCUAUAUUGCAGGCUCGUGCGGCGACGCGUUCAUCUUCCGAGUUCGGAUGGUUAAACCAAGAAUGAUACAUAUGAAUGAUGGUUCCAUACUGCCGGGAAGUACCUGUCCUUACGGUGCGCCGCUAAAGGAACCACGUGGUGCGGUCACUUCCUGCAAGGCAGGGUACUGUCAGUCACGUGAACACGCGUGUAACCCUACUUACCACAUAUGUUGUCCAAAGAUGCCAGCAUCUACCAGAUGUAUGAGUCUGUCGAUAGGCAAGUUCUGUGUAACCUACUCUGCAAACAACGUGAUUAUUAACUAGGAGUUCCGACAUGUUUCGUCUUGUCCACUGGUGGCGUUGAUGUCUCCUCGCCAUGUAGUAUUAAACCAACCGCAGUUUCUCAACCUCUUCAUACAUACUUCCAUGAGAAUCGACGACAAAUGGUUGUGCGACAGCAGGUUCGGGUCGUGACACUAGGAAUUGUGUACCGACGGAAGAACAAAAGACGUCGAGUCUGGCUUGUGAGUGUGGAUUUCUGCAUUGAUUAUUUAAUUAAUGCAAUUAGUUUUAAGUCUUUAAGAAGGAACCCUAUUUUGUGCAUAGUGUUAGGCGCUAUACACUCUGAGAACAAAACGCAGUUAUUGACAAUCCUUACACGUUACUGUAAUGUUAAUUGACAAUAACAUUUUAUUUAAACCCGUAAGUAUGGGUUGGUGAUUUUCUAUCGCGAUGAUUUGGCGACACGCCACUAAAGAUGAUAUAGGGUAAAAUGGAGAGUAUAGUAAGCCAAAGCGUAAGUCACUUAAAUGAAUUGUUUGAGAAGUUUUAUACGUUUGUUGGGUCACCUAUGGAGACAGACAUUCAACAAAGAUAACAAUUUAAUUCCUGUUAAAUGGUGCUACACUCUCAGCAAAACAGAGUUGGAGAUAUUGGUUUAUUAGUUGUUUUAAUGGACACUUUCAAAGUGCAUUAAUUUACGCGAAUAUACCCCGACACCAUUUCCUACAGACUAUCAGUAAGAUGACCUUCCUUACUGAACAACAGGUCUAGUGAGACGUCAAACACAUGACCCGUCACAAUGUAAUUUAUACUGGGGAAAUUAGCAAGUUUUGUAUCAACUGCGUAACAAUACUGGUUAGUUUCGAAGAAGAAAAAAGAAAUAUAACAUUAUAGUUUAUAGUCGUGCAUUGCGGAUUUGCGUAGUGGUAGUUUACGGAUGUGUUCACACGGUACCUCUCUAUAUUAAAUGAAUACUCAUACCGUCACAAUGCCUUGUUGCUGCAGAGGUAACGUGAAUGAUGAACAUGUUUAGUUUUUACUUGGUAGUACUGGACUAGGAGUAUUGAUGUGAAACAAACAAUAAACAACUAAGAAAUA